GCUAUUAAAAAAUGGCUGCCUUGUUGUCGGCGACUGUUGGGCGCUUGUUUGGAAAUUAAUGUUUGUUUCUUUUAUUAUGUGUUUCGUUAACUGUCUACGCGUGGUUUCGCUGAAUUAGUUAAGCGAAUAAGUUUUUUGAUUUCGGAGAAAAGCGCACCAGCAGUCUGCCCAGAAGCAUUUAAGCUAAGCAGAUGUCUAACCCACCACCUUCACUAGUACAAGAGUAGAUGUUAAGUUUCCUUUGGUUGUUUUUACGUUAAUCUAACAAGAUGUGGCCGGCAUCGCAGUACUCCCAUUCCAACCAGCACGCCCAGAAUGCGGCGAAGGCGAAUGAGCACCAGAACCAGCAGAACUUGAAGACGCUGGGAAUGACCUCUGCCAUUUCCAUGGCAGGUCCAAAACCCAUAGACAUAGAAAAGACGAACGAGCUCAAAGACGCACUAGUACCUUUCGGCGUGUUCGAAUCAGAGCAAGAGAUGCAUCAUCGUAUGGAGGUUCUGGGCGCGUUACAUCGGCUCGUCCGUCAGUGGAUAAGAGAUGAAUCACUCAGAAAAAAUAUGCCACUGAGCGUAGCUGAGACAGUUGGUGGGAAUAUUUACACGUUCGGAUCUUACAGACUUGGAGUCCAUCACCGCGGCGCCGACAUAGACGCGCUGUGCGUGGCCCCGCGACACAUUGACCGCUGCGAUUACUUCGCCUCAUUCUACGAGCUACUCAAGACACAGCCGCAGGUAAAAGACUUGCGUGCAGUGGAAGACGCUUUUGUGCCAGUCAUCAAAAUGAACUUUGACGGAAUAGAAAUUGAUUUGCUGUUCGCCAGACUUGCACUAAAAGAGAUACCAGAUUCUUUUGACCUUCGUGACGACAUGUUACUUAAAAACCUGGACCAGAAAUGCGUCCGUUCGCUCAACGGAUGCAGAGUGACGGACGAGAUCCUCCGCCUCGUGCCUAAUAUAAACAACUUUAGACUUACCUUACGGGCCAUCAAGCUGUGGGCCAAACGACAUGGCAUUUACUCAAACACACUAGGAUAUCUGGGAGGAGUAUCUUGGGCCAUGCUAGUAGCACGAACAUGUCAACUGUACCCAAACGCUCUGCCCGCGACGCUUGUGCACAAGUUCUUCCUGGUAUUCAGUCAGUGGAAAUGGCCGCAGCCGGUGCUGUUGAAGCAGCCAGAUUCUGUCAACCUUGGCUUUCCGGUUUGGGACCCACGGGUGAACAUCUCAGACCGUUUCCACUUGAUGCCUAUCAUCACACCAGCAUACCCUCAACAAAACUCCACAUUCAACGUGUCAGCGUCCACUAGAACUGUAAUAAUGGAAGAAUUUAGACUUGGUUUAGACAUAACUGACGAAAUAAUGCUGGGCAAAUGCGGCUGGGAGCGACUAUUCGAAGCGCCACACUUCUUCUCAAGAUACAAGCACUUCAUUGUACUACUAGCAUCGUCUGCAAGGGCCUUAGACCAGCUGCAGUGGUGUGGUCUAAUCGAGAGCAAGAUACGACAUCUUAUCACGACGCUAGAAAGAAAUCCUCAUAUAACGAUAGCGCACGUGAACCCAGAGUGCUACAACUCAGUUCCGCUCAACACUAACAACGGACAACCGCUUGCACUACCGCCAGGUAUAGCGUUGCCAGCUGACAGUGUGAUGAAUGAAAUCAACAAAAAUGAAGAAGGUGAAGUGAUGGCUAACGUGUGUUCAAUGUGGUUCAUCGGGUUGGUGUUUGACAAGACGAACGUGAAUGUGGAUCUCACGUAUGACAUUUCCUCCUUCACUAAAGCCGUGCACUACCAGGCUGAAAACAAUAGUAUGCUGCGGGAGGGUAUGACUAUAGAGGCGCGGCACGUAAGACGCAAGCAACUCCACCAAUACCUGUCGCCGUCCUUGAUCAAGAGGGAGCGGACGCAGUCGGGCACCAAGCGCAAGCACGACACCAACGCGCACCCGCCCAGCGCGCCCACCAUACACCCGACCGCGCCCGUCAAGAAGACCAAGCGGCUGUCCGAGAGCAGCGUGAGUAGUAGCCCGACGGACGAAGUCAGCAUUAUAUCCUACAACGACGACUCAAACUCCUCAAACAUGGUGGAAGUCAACAUACCAAAUGGCAACGCCACAAACCAUUCGCAGGAAAUAGACAGAAACAAACCAACGGACAAACAGAUAAAGCCGGAUCAUACUCCCUCAACGUCAAGCACUAUAGCAUGCACGUAGCAGUACGAGGAAUGGCGUCAGAGGUUCAUAUACGGAACCAGUAACGUCAAACUGAAUCGUGUGAAACGCGCCUAAGACGUUUACUUACCAUAGUGUAGUUAGCCUUUACGGCUUUCGGACAAACGUUAAGACAAAAGUUAAAAACCUCCUUUUUGGAGAAACAAGUAAUGUGUCUAUGACAGUGAUUUUAUUUAAGCAUACGUGAUAGUGAUGUGAACUUUGUGAGAGUUAAUUAACAGUAAAACUUUACCCUUUUUCUUGGGCGGUUC
Messenger RNA from Maniola jurtina (meadow brown), 2479 nucleotides. It is a transcript of the gene hrg, whose product is annotated as poly(A) polymerase type 3. The coding region runs from base 270 to 2210 and encodes 646 amino acids. The transcript is spliced from 14 exons. NCBI's taxonomy places the organism in Eukaryota, Metazoa, Arthropoda, Insecta, Lepidoptera, Nymphalidae. The record is from RefSeq and is a predicted model, not a curated record. Gene Ontology annotation, cellular component: nucleus. Gene Ontology annotation, molecular function: poly(A) RNA polymerase activity; RNA binding.